AUGCCAUCAUGGCUCGAGCGCUUCCGUCAAAGGAUCUCCUCCCAGGGCUCCACUAGCGGCCAGAGCCAGAACCUCCCCACGUCAACCACAACGCCGCAGGAUUUUCAAACUCGAGUGUUCCGCUGUCUCUCUGGACCAGACCAAGAAACGAUUCGCCAACAUCUCCUGCCCGAUACGGGGGUUAUCGACACCGUUGUACAGCAGGCUCUCACCGCGACCAGCCAGAAACAGAAGAUCUGCCAGGCGAAGAGAUGGACCUUUACGUUUCGCGGGCAAACGGUCGUCUUGAGAGAGAAGGCGGGCAAUGUUGUCCAAUGGCUAGACCGGUUGAAGCAGGUUGGAGAUGUCGCCUCUAAUGCUGAUCCGGUGCAUAUUGGACUUCCGUGGGCUGGCAUCCGUCUUCUUCUCGAGGCAGCCGUUUCGGAACACCGCCAAAUGGCGACUCUUCUCGUUGGCCUUGAAAUGGCACUGUACCUAUCGAACCGAUUGCAAGUAUAUAUGGCCUUUUUGGCCUCUCUUGCAAGAACUCCGGCAUGUGAGAACUUCGAAUCUACCUUGGUCGAUUUCCAUGUACUGAUAUUACGAUUCCUGGCGCGGGCUAUACGGAUCUAUGAAAAAGGGAGCAUCGCUCGUGGAUUUGAAGCAUUUUGGCGAAUGGAAGAGGUGUCUACUUUCGAGGAUGAGAGCAACAAGAUGGCCAGUCGUGCCGAGCUCGAGACCAGGAACUGUGAUCGCGAUUUACACGGUAUCGCGAGGCAGCAAUUAGAAGAGGCGUUGAGGAAACUGGAAGAUUUACGUGAUAUACGGAAGGGCAUCGAUGAACUAAAGCACAAGCUCGAUCUCAGCAAGCUUCCAGAGGCAGCUGGUGCCGCAUUCAAUUCUUAUCACGACGAACUCGAUGCUCGAUGCCAUCCCAAAACUCGUGGCGAUCUACUCCGGGAUAUUGACACUUGGGCAAACGAUGUCAACGGCGAGACUAUCUUCUGGUUACGCGGCAUGGCUGGUACCGGCAAAUCGACGAUAUCUCGCACGGUGGCGCAAACCUUGGACGACCAGAAUCAGCUCGGGGCAAGUUUCUUCUUCAAGCGAGGAGAGCGGGAUCGUGAGAAUGCCCGCUUAUUUUUCCCCACCAUCGUUCACGGACUCGUGCGUCAGGUGCCCGAGUUGAAGCCUCAUGUCCAUCGAACGGUCGAUGAUGAUCCUGGGAUCGCGGGUAGGACGCUGAAGGAGCAGUUUGAUAAGCUGAUAUUUCAGCCUCUCACCCGUCUUGGCUCUAUUCCGUCGAUACCGCUCAUUUUGGUGGUUGAUGCACUGGACGAAUGUGACCGAGAAGGAGAUAUACGUACCAUCAUCUCUCAACUCGCCCGCACACGAGAGCUGAACACGGUCCGCUUACGCGUUUUUCUGACCAGCCGGCCUGAGCUGCCAAUCCGCCUCGGCUUUGCCCAGAUAAGCGUAAAAACGCAUCGGGAUGUCGCUCUACAUGAUAUUCCACUUCACACGAUCGAACAUGACAUUUCUGUCUAUCUGAAAGAUGAACUCACGCGGAUUCGAGAUGAUCACCAAUCUCUUCUUCAGGCUGGCCAGUCGUUAGCCCCUGAUUGGCCGGGUACCCAAGCUCUGAGCACCUUGACUCAACUAGCAGUACCGCUCUUUAUUGUGGCUGCCACAGUUUGUCGGUUUAUCGGUGACAUAAAGGGCAAUCCUACGAAGCGUCUUGCCAAGAUCCUCGAUCAGCCGAUCGGACAGAGGCCGCAACUCGAAUUGACUUACCUUCCCGUGCUUAGUCAGAUGGUGGCUGGAGUGCAGGAUGAUGAGGAGCGGGAAGAAUUCUGUCAUAAUUUUCGGCGCAUCGUCGGUUCCAUUGUGCUGCUCACUAAUCCCUUGUCGAUAAUAUGUUUAGCUAGAUUGCUUGAUAUUGACGAGGCGGACAUUGACGACCAGCUGCGUUCUCUCCACUCCGUGCUUUGGGUUCCCACCGACAAUCAUACACCGGUCCAUCUCCUUCAUCUGUCUUUUCGGGAAUUUCUCAUGAAGAAAAGCCAUUCCGACUUGGGACGACCAUUUAUGAUUGAUGAAUCCACCGCACACGGAUUUCUGGCCGAUAAAUGUCUUGCCCUGCUCCAAAGUUCUGAGGGUUUACACAAAGAUAUCUGUCAGUUACGGCGCCCGGGAGUACUUCGAAAGGAGAUUGAUAACGCCACCAUAGAGGCCUAUAUUCCUGGGCAUGUUCAAUACGCGUGCCGCUCCUGGGUGCAUCAUGUCCAGCACAGUGGACGAAAGAUUCGCGACGGUGACAGCAUCGACUAUUUUCUCCGCCAGCAUUUUCUCCAUUGGCUCGAAUGCCUGAGUCUUCUUGGUCAAAUCUCGGACAGUAUUUGUUUGAUUGACACAUUACAAUCACGCAUGGAGGGAAAUCAUAGUGAACUUUACACCUUCCUCUACGAUGCUCGGCGAUUGGUGCUCACAUUCAAUUUUAUUCUCGCACAAGCUCCGUUACAAGUUUAUGAGCACAGUCCGAUACACUUUUCAGGAGCAAAGAUUACAAAAUAUCGAAGUAACGGGCGGGCUACCAGAGCAGUGGAGUGCAUGCUUACAAACUUAUGA
Rhinocladiella mackenziei CBS 650.93 is the source of this 2607-nucleotide messenger RNA. RefSeq lists its product as uncharacterized. The record is from RefSeq and is a predicted model, not a curated record. The transcript is spliced from 3 exons. NCBI's taxonomy places the organism in Eukaryota, Fungi, Ascomycota, Eurotiomycetes, Chaetothyriales, Herpotrichiellaceae. Bases 1 to 2607 code for a protein of 868 amino acids.